ACGUCAAACGUCAAAUGUAGCCAUAUAAUGUAGCUAAGUUCAGAGUAGUAAUAAUUUUUAUCAUUUUAUUCUGAUUUUAAACAAAAAUUCAUUAUUUAUUAAUUAAAACUUAUAGAUGAAGUUAUGAAAAGUCUGUUCAAGACUUCUAAAAUAUUUUCCAGAGUUUUAUUUGAAGCAAAUCGCAAAAUGUCUAUAGUAAACAAUCCAAUUGAAAUAUCCAUAAAAUCGAAACUAGAAGAAAAUCUGAGGCCUUCCUACUUAAAAAUUAUAAACGAAUCGUAUAUGCAUAACGUGCCAAAGAAUGCAGAGACACAUUUUAAAGUCAUUGUAGUAUCGGAUGAAUUCAAAGAUUUGCCUCUGAUAAAAAGGCAUAGAAGGGUUAAUGAACUGUUGAAAACCGAAUUACAGGGAGGUGUACAUGCAUUAUCCAUUAUUGCAAAGACACCAGACCAAUGGAAAGAUGAAACUAUCGAACCUAGUCCGAAUUGUAGAGGUGGAUUUGGAAAGUAAAUACUUUUUAGUUUGACUUUUGUUAUGUGAUCUUUAGAGAAAUUUGUAAUUGUUAGUUAUAUAUUUGAAAUUAUAAUUUAAUAAAAAUUUUAAAGAG
This is a messenger RNA of Sitophilus oryzae (rice weevil), 607 nucleotides long. RefSeq names its product bolA-like protein DDB_G0274169. Gene Ontology annotation, cellular component: mitochondrion. Lineage: Eukaryota; Metazoa; Arthropoda; Insecta; Coleoptera; Curculionidae. The record is from RefSeq and is a predicted model, not a curated record. The transcript is spliced from 3 exons. Bases 124 to 510 code for a protein of 128 amino acids.